Anoplopoma fimbria (sablefish) is the source of this 2031-nucleotide messenger RNA. RefSeq names its product collapsin response mediator protein 1 (gene crmp1). NCBI's taxonomy places the organism in Eukaryota, Metazoa, Chordata, Actinopteri, Perciformes, Anoplopomatidae. The record is from RefSeq and is a predicted model, not a curated record. Gene Ontology annotation, cellular component: cytosol; cytoplasm. Gene Ontology annotation, molecular function: hydrolase activity, acting on carbon-nitrogen (but not peptide) bonds, in cyclic amides.
AUGUCGGACUGCAGGAGGCAAUGGAACCGGGAGGAUGAGCUGCCGGUGUACCUGGCGGGGCCGAUCACCACCACCGGGCCGAACCAGAGGAAAUCCUUCGGCAUGUUCAGCUCCGUGGAGGGGGCGUUCGAGAGCAAGACCAUAGACUUCGAUAACUACGCGGUGGGGAGGAAGGGGAGCCGCACCCCGAGAAGCGGGAGCCGAGAGAGGGUGCUGGACGCCGGGGACCCCGUCGGGAAGACGUCCAGCGAGGGCCGGGAGGGGUCACUGACCGACUCACCCGGGGAGACGGAGGGCGACCGCCCCGGUGUGGUUGUUAGAUUCUCAUCUGGGAAGGAAAGCCCGAAUGGAGAGAGUGAAAGGCUGUUGAUCAAAGGAGGGCGGGUGGUCAACGAUGACCAGUCCCUCUAUGCAGAUGUCUACAUCGAGGACGGCCUCAUCAAGCAGGUGGGGGAGAAUCUGGAUGUGCCGGGGGGCGUCAAGGUGAUCGAGGCUAACGGCCGCAUGGUGAUACCGGGGGGGAUAGAUGUCAACACCUGCUUCAUGAAGCCUUACCUGGGCACACAGCCUGCUGAUGAUUUCCUCCAGGGCACCAAGGCCGCGCUCGCCGGGGGCACCACCAUGAUCAUUGACCAUGUGACCCCCGAGCCUGGGCAGAGCCUGCUGGAGGCGUUUGAGUGCUGGCAGGAGGCCGCGGAUAAGAAGGCGUGUUGCGACUACUCGCUGCACGUAGACAUCCCCCAGUGGAACGACAUGGUCAAAGAUGAGUUGGAGCUGCUGGUGCAGGAGAAAGGCAUCAACUCCUUCCAGGUUUACAUGGCUUACAAGGACGUGUACCAGCUGUCAGACUCUCAGCUCUACGAGGCUCUCUCCUUCCUGAAGCAGCUGGGUGCCGUGGUGUUAGUUCACGCUGAAAACGGAGACCUGAUUGCUCAGGAGCAGAAAAAAAUCCUCGGGAUGGGAAUCACCGGACCUGAAGGCCAUCCGCUGAGUCGUCCCGAAGAGCUGGAGGCUGAGGCGGUGUUCCGUGCCAUCACUCUUGGCAACCGCGUGAACUGUCCAGUGUACAUCACCAAGGUGAUGAGCAAGAGUGCAGCGGACACAAUCGCCCAGGCCCGCAGGAAAGGUUCUGUUGUUUUUGGCGAGCCAAUUACUGCCAGCCUGGUCACUGACGGCUCUCACUACUGGAGCAAGAACUGGGCCAAAGCGGCUUCUUAUGUGACUUCUCCACCUUUGAGUCCCGACCCCACAACCUCAGACCACUUGAACACACUGCUGGCGAGCGGGGACCUGCAGGUGGUGGGCAGCGCUCACUGCGCCUACAGUACUUCCCAGAAAGCAAUCGGUAGAGAAGACUUCACCCUGAUCCCAGAGGGAACCAACGGAGUGGAGGAGAGGAUGGCAUUCGUCUGGGACAAGGGCGUGGGCAUGGGGAGAAUGGAUGAGAACCAGUUUGUGGCGGUCACAUCCACUAAUGCUGCAAAAAUCUUCAACCUGUACCCGCGCAAAGGCCGGAUAGCGGUGGGCUCGGACGCGGACGUCGUUAUCUGGGACCCCGACAGCUGCAAAACAAUCACUGCCAAACAACAGCAGUCGACUUCAGAAUACAACAUCUUUGAGGGUCUGGAGUGUCGUGGGGGUCCGGCGCUGGUGUUGAGUCAAGGUCGCGUGGUUUACGAGGACGGGAAGCUGCAGGCCCAGCAGGGCGCCGGUCGCUUUAUCCCCCGCAAACACUUCCCUGACUACGCAUACCAGCGCGUCAAAUUCAGGAACCAGGCAAAGAGCAAGCAGGGCGUUCCUCGUGGCUUGUAUGACGGCCCUGUGUAUGAUGUCGUUCCUAUGCCCAAAUACAUCACUCCUUCUCCAUCAGCCAGAACCUCACCCACCUCUCACCAACCACCACCCAUACGCAAUCUCCACCAGUCCAACUUCAGCCUAUCAGGAGCACAGAGUGAUGACUCCAUCCCUCGUCGCUCUGGCCACCGUAUCGUAGCUCCCCGUGGCCGCUCCAACAUCACCAGCCUUGGUUGA